UAUAUUAUAUCGAAAAGGUGUACGAGUUUUUAAUAAUUUGCUCAGUCGCACCGUCAAUCUCAGUUACUAUCUUUCUUUCUUCUUUAAGGCUUGGAUAUGACGGAUGGUCAAAACGACGCCGCUUCUUCUUCUUCUCAGUCACUCACGGAGGAAACAAUCUCAACCAGAACCCUAGCAUCACUAUUUCCUCACGCGCCGCAUCUUCCAUUCGAUCUGUUGGCAGAAAUUCUCUCUAGACUCCCCGUCAAACACCUCCUUCAACUCCGCCGCGUCUCCAACUCAUGGAAUUAUCUUAUCUCUCAUGAUUCCAAAUUUGCCGCAAAGCACCUCCGCUGGUCAACCUCCAAUCACAACCGCCACCACCUCAUCCUAAACUCUACUCUCUCCUCACGUGUAGUGAGGAGAACAAUUUGGAAAGUUGGCAAAGAUGAUCCAAGAAAAGUGGUUCAUUCUUUGAAAGUUGGUCUGGCUUUGACACUAAUUUCUUUGUUGUAUCUUACGGAUCCAUUGUACAAAGGGAUAGGAAAGAAUGCUGUGGUGGCUGUCAUGACCGUGGUGGUUGUGAUGGAGUUCACUGUAGGGGGAACCUUAUGCAAAGGACUUAAUAGAGGCUUAGGGACUCUCUCCGCAGGAUUGUUGGCAUUUUUUAUUGAGUAUCUUGCAGAUGCACCUGGUCAUGUUUUUCGAGCGGUUUUCAUUGGCGCUGCAGUUUUUCUUUUAGGAGCUGCAGCUACUUAUGUAAGAUUCAUUCCUUAUAUAAAGAAGAAUUAUGACUAUGGUGUUAUGAUAUUUCUUUUGACAUUCAAUUUGAUAAUUGUAUCAAGUUACCGCGUUGAUAAUGUCUUGAGCAUGGCAAAAGACCGCAUCUCUACCAUAUGCAUUGGCGUCGCCCUUUGUCUAGUGAUGAGCCUAUUUGUAUUUCCAAACUGGUCAGGAGAAGACCUUCAUAAAUCCACCAUAUCAAAGCUUGAUGGCAUAGCCAACUCUAUUGAAGUUACUGUUGUGGAAUAUUUUAAUGAUUCUGAAAAAAAAGCAAAUGAAGAUGAUUCAUCUGAGGAUCCAAUUUACAAGUGCUACGAGGCCAUUUUAGACUCUAAGGCCAAGGAUGAAACACUUGCAAUGCAAGCAAACUGGGAGCCGAGAUACUCAAGAAGCUGCCACAGGAUUCCGUGGCAGCAAUAUGCAACAGUGGGGGCUUCUCUUCGUCAUUUUAGUUACACCGUUGUAGCUCUACAUGGAUGUCUUCAGUCUGAAAUUCAGACACCGAGGUCAAUCCGCAAUCUGUACAAAGAUUCUUGCAUCAAACUUGCACAAGAAGUAUCAAAGGUACUUAGGGUAAUGGCGAACAGCAUAAGGAACAAGCGGCAAUUUCCCCUCGAAAGACUCUCUGAUAAUCUGAGUGAAGCUUUACAAGACCUUGACAAUGCAUUGAAAUCACAUCCACAACUUUUACUAGGAUCGAGGAAUGGUCGAAGUCAAAUCCCUAUAACCCCCAAAACUCCUAAAACCCCCAACCUCUACAUGCUUGAUGAAGACACUAGAAUCACCUUAUCAAGUAUUAAAAGUGAUUAUUGUUCUCCGGUUGGAAAUAAAUCGAAAGAGCACUCCCGAGAACAAACAAAAGAAGGACAAGGACACAAGAAGGUUUUGAGGCCACAAUUGAGUAAUAAUAUGACUAUGAGUAUGAUCACUAGCCUUGAAUUCUCAGAAGCACUACCUUUUGCUGCUUUCACUUCAUUGCUGGUGGAGAUGGUUGCAAAACUAGGCCAUGUUAUGGAAAAAGUUGAAGAAUUGGGCAAUAUGUCUCACUUUAGAAAGUUUAGAGAUGUCGAUGAUGACGAUGAGAUUGUUGUAACUUGUGAGAGACCAAAAACGAAUACAGCUGAGAAUGACCUGCCUUCUUAUGGAGGAGUAGAGUAGCUGUUUCAUUAAAGUUUUCCUCCUCGGUUUUAAUGUCUAUUAUCACAUGAGCAGAUGCAUACUCACAUUCAUAUGUGUAUGUCAAGGAACUUAACAAACCAAAUAUACUUCAUUAUCCCUAAAGAGCAAAGUGAGGUUCUUUGGUUUGGUAUGUUAAGUUUGCUUGCAUUGUUUUAGUUGAAUGGUAAUGACACAUUACCUAUUUUGAGCUUUUGUAUAGGGGAGAGUAAGGCCUAUACUACUUUACUAUCUCAUAUCAAAGUUUUGCUUUUUGUCUUGAAGUUUGAUCUUUUCGGUUUAUGAGGCGCUGUUCAGUUGUAAGAAAUUGACCCUAUAAUUUCGCAGGACAAAGUUCAAACCUUUUUGAAAAUGAAUGUAAAAUGAACAUUAGUGUCAUUUUAUUAAUAAUAAUUCUCUUCCCCAAUAUAUAUACAUUUCUACCUUAUUUUUACUAA
Molecule: messenger RNA, 2375 nt
Organism: Lathyrus oleraceus (garden pea)
Lineage: Eukaryota; Viridiplantae; Streptophyta; Magnoliopsida; Fabales; Fabaceae
Product: aluminum-activated malate transporter 14
Exons: 7
Coding region: 97-1920 (607 amino acids)
Biological process (GO): malate transport
Molecular function (GO): protein binding
Source: RefSeq, a predicted model, not a curated record